AGCUUCCGCCGUACUGUUGCUCGUCUCUGCUGCAUGCAGUCGUGUCUGAUUUAGCGGAAGAGAAGAUAACGCUGCCCGACAUUGUAUUAGUCGGAGUGUCGGAUAUUUAUUUGUUUUCCUGAAGGAGGACGCAUCGAUAAGCCGCCAAGAUGCCGAGAAUCAUGAUAAAGGGAGGCGUGUGGCGCAACACGGAGGAUGAAAUCCUCAAGGCGGCUGUGAUGAAAUAUGGAAAAAACCAGUGGUCUCGAAUCGCUUCCCUGCUGCAUCGCAAGUCUGCCAAACAGUGUAAAGCCAGAUGGUAUGAGUGGUUGGACCCCAGUAUCAAAAAAACAGAAUGGUCCAGAGAAGAAGAGGAGAAACUGCUUCACUUGGCCAAGUUGAUGCCAACACAGUGGAGGACCAUUGCUCCCAUCAUUGGACGCACUGCUGCCCAGUGUCUUGAACACUAUGAAUAUCUGCUAGAUAAAGCAGCUCAAAGAGACAAUGAAGAGGAGGUGGGAGAUGACCCCAGAAAGUUAAAACCAGGAGAGAUUGAUCCUAAUCCUGAGACCAAGCCUGCCAGACCGGACCCUGUGGACAUGGACGAAGAUGAGUUGGAGAUGCUGUCAGAAGCCAGGGCUCGUCUGGCCAACACUCAGGGCAAAAAAGCCAAGAGGAAGGCCAGAGAGAAACAGCUGGAGGAAGCCAGGCGACUGGCUGCGCUGCAGAAACGCAGAGAGCUCAGAGCUGCAGGAAUCGAUGUUCAGAAGAAGAGGAAGAAGAAGAGAGGAGUGGACUACAACGCUGAAAUCCCCUUUCAGAAGAAACCCGCUCAGGGUUUCUAUGACACCAGCAUGGAGCAAUAUGACGCAGUGGAGCCAAACUUCAAGCGGCUCAGACAGCAGCACUUGGAUGGAGAACUACGCAAUGAACGAGAGGAGAGGGACAGGAAGAAAGAUAAACAGAAGAUCAAGAAAAAGAAAGAGAGCGAUUUGCCGUCUGCGAUCCUGCAGACCAGCGGCGUGGCAGAGUUCACCAAGAAGCGCUCCAAGCUGGUGCUGCCUGCGCCUCAGAUCAGUGAUGCUGAGCUAGAGGAAGUUGUCAAACUGGGCGUCGCCAGUGAGGUGGCACGCCAGGCUGCAGAGGAGAGUGAAAGUGGUAACUCCGCCUCCUCCACCCUCCUGUCCGAGUACAGCGUCACAAACAACAUGGCAACGGGGCUACGGACCCCACGCACCCCUGCCGCCCAAGACAGGAUCCUGCAGGAAGCCCAGAACCUGAUGGCUCUGACCAACAUCGACACCCCCCUGAAGGGCGGCCUCAACACCCCCCUGCACGAGAGCGACUUCAGCGGGGUGACACCUCAGCAGAAGACGGUCCAGACGCCCAACACGGUUCUCAGUACACCCUUCAGAACUCCCGGCCAAGCUCAGGGCUCAGAUGGCUUAACGCCCCAAGCUGGAGGUGCGAUGACCCCACAUGGGGUGAUCACACCAGGUUUGACCCCCAUUCGCACACCACUGAGGGACAAACUGAACAUCAACAGUGAGGAGCAACUAGCUGACCCUUCAUACACCAAGCACAUGCAAAAGGAAAGCCUGCAGCAGCUGAGACAGGGCCUGUUGUCACUUCCAGUCCCGAAGAACGACUUUGAGAUCGUUCUUCCUGAAAAUGCAGAGAAGGAACUCGAAGAAACAGAGACAGAGACUGGAUUUAUCGAGGACUCAGCGGACAUAGAAUCCCGCAAGCAGGCUGUACGGGAUGCAGAACGGGAGAAAGAGCUGAAGCUGCGACACACUGCUGUUCAGAGGAGUCUCCCCAGACCUACUGAGGUCAACGAGUCCGUCCUCCGUCCGUCCUCCAUGGAGCCGCUCUCCGACCUCCUGAUGGCAGAGGAGCUGAUCAAGCAGGAGAUGAUCACCAUGCUGCACCACGACUGCCUUCACCACCCGUCAGCCACCGCCGCCGCUCUGCUGCAGCGCGGUAAAACCAGAGGCCCCACCUCCACGUCUAACAACGCCUCACACAUCGCCUACCUGGAAACGCACACCUACAAGCCCGUCAACCCAGAGGACAUGGAGCAGGCAAAGGCAAUCCUGGCAGCAGAGAUGGAGGUGGUUAAGGCUGGAAUGGGUCACGGUGACCUGAGCAUGGAGGCCUACUGUCAGGUGUGGGAGGAAUGCUACGGACAGGUGUUGUAUCUACCGGGGCAAAACAGGUACACCCGAGCUAACCUGGCAUCAAAGAAGGAUCGUAUUGAAAGUCUGGAGAAGAGACUCGAUGUGAACCGUGGUCACAUGACAGCAGAGGCUCGCAGAGCGGCUAAACUGGAGAAGAAACUGAAAAUCUUGUUGGGAGGGUUUCAGUCCAGAGCGCUGGGGCUCCUGAAGCAGCACAACGAGAUCUGGGAACAGGUGGAGCAGGCCGCCACCGAGCUCCAGACAUUCACUCAGCUGAGGAAGCAGGAGGACACUGCCAUUCCCAGGAGACAAGCGGCUCUGCGGGAGGACGUGGAGAGGCAGAUGGAGAGAGAGAAGGAGCUUCAGCAGAGAUACGGCGAGAUAGUGAUGGAGAGAGAGUCGCUGAUUCCCACUCAGAAAUACUGAGACACAUUGUACAUGUGAAUAUUCCUGAACACAUUGAUCUGCGUAAAACAGCUGCUCUGAAAUAAUCUUCCACCCACCGAGCUGUUGUACUGAACUGUGGUGUUUUAGUUUUUUAUGUUUUUGUUGCAGUUAAUUGUAGAGAACGCCUCUAUGUGCUGAUCUCGCUAUGUAACAAGCUGAGCUUUGAGCUGCUCAAUAGGCUUUGUUUCUGUACUAGUGACCAAUAAAGUUUCUUUUCAACGGUGACACAAUAA
Cololabis saira (Pacific saury) is the source of this 2839-nucleotide messenger RNA. It is a transcript of the gene cdc5l, whose product is annotated as CDC5 cell division cycle 5-like (S. pombe). Gene Ontology annotation, molecular function: RNA polymerase II transcription regulatory region sequence-specific DNA binding; DNA-binding transcription factor activity, RNA polymerase II-specific. Gene Ontology annotation, biological process: regulation of transcription by RNA polymerase II; mRNA splicing, via spliceosome. The transcript has 19 exons. The record is from RefSeq and is a predicted model, not a curated record. Gene Ontology annotation, cellular component: Prp19 complex; spliceosomal complex. Bases 150 to 2585 code for a protein of 811 amino acids. Lineage: Eukaryota; Metazoa; Chordata; Actinopteri; Beloniformes; Belonidae.